This is a messenger RNA of Ooceraea biroi (clonal raider ant), 4496 nucleotides long. It is a transcript of the gene retm, whose product is annotated as real-time. Gene Ontology annotation, cellular component: cytoplasm. The record is from RefSeq and is a predicted model, not a curated record. NCBI's taxonomy places the organism in Eukaryota, Metazoa, Arthropoda, Insecta, Hymenoptera, Formicidae.
GGCGGCGCUAAAUUGUGAGAACCUACGAGUAUAACCUAUUGAGAUCCGCAUAGUCCUCGCUUGACAGUGACAGCGCUUUCUAUUCUAUAUACUCCAGUUAGAGAGCGUUGCAAGUUCCGUCUGUUGGUCUGCUUCCGUCUGUCAAUUGAUUAGCUGUAAUGGCUAUCCUGUAUAUAUCGUGAUCGAGUUCAAACCAAUCAAACCAAUCAGUGUUUCAAUUUUGAUAUUGAAAGACGUGCAAAAAGGAUCAACGGAUAUGGUUCAACAAUAUCAGUCGCCUGUGCGAGUUUACAAGCACUCGUUCGCUCUUGUCAUGAUGGCGUACGAGCGCAGGUUUCCAACAUGUCCACAAAUACCAGUUUUUGUCGGAUGUGAAGUCAUGCAGGAUGAGGAGAGCAAGGAUGGUGCUGUUAGAAUCACGGAAAGACGAUGUAAAUUAAAUGUCGAGGCACCUUAUAUCUUGAAAAAGAUAAUUGGGGUGGAUUUUGUAUAUUUUAUUCAAAAGAACGUUUUAGAUAGGCGCAAUAAUAUUUUAGAAAUAGAAGCGUACAAUGAAAGCUUUGCUACUAGAGUAACUGUUAUUGAAAAAUGCAGAUAUUUUAUUCAUCCUGAAAAUCCAGAAUGGACUUGCUUUGAACAAACAGCUAGUUUAGAUAUCAAAAAUUUCUUUGGCUUUGAAAACUCAAUGGAAAAAUUAGCAAUGAAGCAAUAUGCUCAAAAUAUUGCCAAGGGUAAGGAAAUCAUCGAAUACUUUAUAAACCAAUUGAAAGAAGAAGGCAUUACUUACGUGUCCGCUUGGAAGGCUCCACAGGAAGGAUCUCCCGAGGAGGAAAAGAAAAAUGUGGACGAAAAUAAUGAAAUGUAUAGUGACAAAGAAUUAUGUAAUGCCGACAGCAAACUGCCCAGCAACAGAGAGAUGCAGUUAUCCUCGGAUUAUAUAGAGAGAUAUUUAGGAAAACUAGAUAUGAUGCAGGAAAGUAAAUUAGUGCAACUUAGACACAGUAUAGAGGAAUUGAGGGGAAGUUCAGUGCCGGGUUACGCAACACUCCUACGGUUUCUCAGGGCGACGGAAUUCUCAGUUGAAAAGGCCAGGGAAAUGUUAACACAGUCCUUACAUUGGAGGAAGAAGCAUCAGAUCGAUAAGCUUCUCGAUGAAUAUGAAAUGCCACAAGUAAUUAAAGAUUACUUUCCUGGUGGCUGGCAUCACUUUGACAAAGAUGGACGACCUUUAUACAUCCUAAGACUCGGUCAAAUGGACGUUAAAGGUUUACUUAAAUCGAUUGGCGAGGACGAAUUGUUAUUACUAGCUCUACAUAUCUGUGAGGAAGGUUUACACUUGAUGGAAGAAGCAACUACCGUUUGGGAGCAUCCAGUUUCUCAGUGGACUCUGUUGAUAGAUCUAGAAGGUUUAAACAUGCGACAUUUAUGGAGACCUGGAAUAAAGGCAUUGUUGAGAAUAAUAGAGAUAGUCGAAGCGAAUUAUCCAGAAACAAUGGGAAGGGUCUUAAUUAUACGUGCUCCCAGAUGUUUUCCUAUUUUAUGGACGCUCAUCAGCACUUUUAUUAACGAAAAUACUAGGAAAAAGUUUAUUUUCUAUUGCGGUACUGACUACCAGGAACAGGGAUCUGGGGGUCUUAAUGAAUAUAUUAAUCAAGAAUAUAUUCCUGAUUUUCUAGGUGGCUCCUCAGAGGAAAUGAAUGUAUGCGAAGUCUAUAAUAUGGUACCUCGAAGAUAUUACAUUUUCGACGCAACUGUGAGCAGCAUAUACAUAAUGGAAGGUGGAGUGGUUCCGAAAAACUUGUACAGAAUGGACUUGGAAGGUACUUCCGGUGAACACGAGCAUAGCCUGUAUCACUCCAUCAGCCUGAGUCGUGGCCAAACUCACCAUGUGUUCAUAGAGUCGGAUGAUCCAGGCGCUGUACUCACCUGGGAUUUUGACGUAAUGCGGCAUAACGUCGUGUUUACGGUGCUUCACAAAUCGCGAAACAGCGAAAAUGGUGCGCUCCCAGAAGUCCCGGAGCUUGCAAUAGGUGGCGAUCACGAGAUUGUUGCUACAAAAGAGCUGAAAGAUAAUUACAUGAAAGUUGAACCCAGUAUAAUUUGUCACGAUGGCGAGAGCAUCCAAGGAACUCACAUUAUGCAAGAUACCGGUACUUACGUGUUACAAUGGCAGAAUCAAGAUGACCAAGCUGAAUUUCUUCCAUCUAUCAGUUCUCACAAGGCUCAACUUAUGUACUUUUAUGAGACCUUGCCAUCUGCACAUUAUAGGGGUUCAAUGAUGAGUUUGCAGUCUGCUAUAAGUGGAAGAUCAGAGGCCAGCUCGUCUCUAUCCAGAUGAAAAGCGAUGAGUAUGAACGCCGAGAUACAGGAGACAACAAAUUACUGUCCAUCUCCCGAUAUAAAAUUUUAACGACAUGUUGAGAAUACACGAAUCUCUCUUUUGUGUUUUACGGGAUGAUGGGGUUUAGUUACAAUUUAACUUAAUUUAGCGAAAUUUAAAUUAGUUGAUCUAACAUUUUAACUUUUUUUGACGCGAUCUUCUACAAAUCUACACACAUCACGAAUAGAAGUAUAGUAGGAAUCCAGAUAUCAAGCCUAAAAUACUCAUCUUGAUAGUUACACCAGUGUUAUCGCUGUUAUGAACAAUAUUACAGCUGUUAAACAAUAAUACAGUGUAUAAUAAUGUUGUCUGUUUAAACAUUAUUUUUCAUAUAAAGAUGAAUUUGAUGAAAUUUAUAGUAUAAAAUCUUGUACAUUUUACAUAGGACAUAGUAUAAGGAACACGCAAGAGCACGUAAUAAUUUCCAGCUCCAAGGUAAACAGCAGCAGGUAUAUUGCAAUUUAACAAUUUUGCAAUCGCGUGGUGAAUAUUCCUUUACAGAUACAGAUACCACCAGUUUGGAGAUGUAACAAAAAGAAAGCUGGUAACAUAAAAUGCUCUUCUUUCGUAAAACUAUAAAAAUCGUAUCAAGUAGAUGCUAAAACUACUACCAUUACAUAACUUUAGUUUUACUUUCAAGAAAAAGGCAUACUCUCAAACCAAGCAAUUUUUAUAGUAUUAUAUAUAACAAAACAUUCCACUACUAUAAUAAUAAUAAUAACACAAAACACUUGUUACAGUUAUGUUACAGUUAGAUCAUGUUUUAUUUAUCAUCUUUAUGGAUCUUUUAAUGUAACAUGUAAGAUUAACAAGACUCUAUCAGAACAGGUUAUAAGGUUUCUUACUUAAUCUAUUACUCUUAUGUCUUUUCUUUACACGUGAUGUAUCGUUUAAGAUUUAAGUUGAAUUAAAUUAUAAGAGAUGAGUCCAUGUUUCGAAUUCUAGAUAAAAACAGCUGCCUAAACAAUGAUAAAAGUAAAUUUAAUUUAUCAUGUGCCAACAAAUAAUCAUAUUAAUAUUGAAAUAUAUUUUCACUACAAGUAUCACAAGUAUAAGAGUAAGAGAAAACGAAUUUUGAGAUAUCAUAGUACAAUAUACCGCUAGAUACAAUACAAUACACUUUGAUACACAUUCACAUAAAAUGUGAAUGAGCAAUAAAAUAUAUUUUAGUAUCUGUUAUUGUUAAUUUUCAGCUAGCCUACAAGAAUCCAUUAAUUUUAGAGACAUGUAACAUUUGUAUAAAUGACAAAGAUUAUUAUGUGAUUAUACAUAUAAACAUUAUAAACUGACAAAGGUUAAUUAAUCUGAAAAUGCAGGCAGGAUACACAUGGAAAGACAAACAUUGUAAAUAAUUAUAGUCAAUUACAGUGAAUAAUGUGAGAACAACUUUAAGAAUGCUCAUACAUAUAUAUACUUUUCAUGGUAGACACUGUAUCAAAAUAUACAAACAGGGGAAGCUUUUCUAUAAGAAAUUGCCUUUAAUCGUCAAGAUAUGAUUUGUGAGAUAUAAUAAGUGCUUUAUUUAUUAAUCAAUUGUACGAUCGAAUGGAAAUAUUCUUCCAAUGUAUUCUUAAGAGAUUCCGUCUUGAUGUGCUUAUUGGAUGCAAUUAAUAUAUAAUAGUUCAAGUAAAGAAACAACGUAUUUUUCAAAUUGAGAUUUUUAGAAUAAGCACAGAACGGGAGCGUUUUUACUAAAUUAGCGCAUCAAGUUGCGUAAUGGCCGGCCAAUUACGGAAUAAUGUUGGAGAGUUAACUAAAAAUGCCGCAUUUAUCAUCAUCAAGAUGCAAUUCGCUAUUUUGAAAUUGCACAAGCAACAUGUGCAAAGUGUGUAGCGGAUUACAUCGAGAAGUAAACUAUGUGUGUGCAUUGCUACAAUUUAUCUUGUUUGGAUAGAGAGAGAGAGAGAGAGAGAGAGAGAGAGAGAGAGAGAGAGAUUUCUAGAAACUUAUUAGUACGUGAUAACGCAUACAUUAACUUUUUAGUACGAGGGUAAGAACACGUCGCUGAUUUUAAGUAUCACGUAAUGUAGCGAUAUAUAGCUAGUAGUAUUGUUAUUUCUAUUAUCAUCGCAUGAAAUGUUUCAGGUUUGAAUAAAAUUCAAAGGGAUUUAUUCAA